UUCGGCCGGCUCGGAAAGACACUCUGUAAGCUCUUCUUCCGCAGCUAACCGCAGCUUACGCACUCCGCGAGCUCUGAGGCGUCCAGUCUCCGCUCCUCUCACCGUAGGCCUUGACGACAUGAGCAACAAAGAAGGAUCAGGAGGGUUCAGGAAAAGGAAGCAUGACAAUUUCCCACAUAACCAGAGAAGAGAAGGGAAGGAUGUUAACUCAUCUUCACCUGUGAUGUUGGCCUUCAAAUCAUUUCAGCAGGAACUUGAUGCAAGACACGACAAAUAUGAAAGACUUGUGAAACUGAGUCGAGAUAUAACUGUUGAAAGUAAAAGGACAAUUUUUCUCCUCCAUAGGAUUACAAGUGCUCCUGAUAUGGAAGAAAUAUUGAUUGAAUCAGACAUAAAAUUGGAUGGUGUCAGACAAAAGAUACUGCAGGUAGCCCAAGAACUCUCAGGGGAAGACAUGCAUCAGUUCCAUAGAGCCAUUACUACAGGACUGCAGGAAUAUGUGGAGGCUGUCUCUUUCCAACACUUCAUCAAAACACGGUCAUUAAUAAGUAUGGAUGAAAUUAAUAAACAGUUGAUAUUCACAACAGAAGACAAUGGGAAAGAAAAUAAGACCCCCUCCUCUGAUGCACAGGAUAAGCAGUUUGGUACUUGGAGACUGAAAAUCACACCUGUUGAUUACCUUCUGGGAGUGGCUGAUUUAACUGGAGAGUUGAUGCGGAUGUGUAUUAACAGUGUGGGGAAUGGGGACAUUGACACUCCCUUUGAAGUGAGCCAGUUUUUAAGGCAGGUGUAUGAUGGGUUUUCAUUCAUUGGCAACACUGGGCCUUAUGAGGUUUCUAAGAAGCUGUAUACCUUGAAACAAAGUUUGGCUAAAGUAGAGAAUGCUUGUUAUGCCUUGAAAGUCAGAGGUUCAGAAAUUCCAAAACAUAUGCUGGCAGAUGUUUUUUCAGUUAAAACAGAAAUGAUUGAUCAAGAAGAGGGCAUUUCCUAGAAGAUUAAUCAGCUGUUAUUCUCUUGAGAACCCCUAAGAGAGACCAAUUUGUAAGACUGUUAUUUAGUAUUUCAUUUGACUUUAUUGUGACUUUUACAUGGAGUGUUUUCAGUUGUACCUGUUUUAAAUGGUGUACAAGUUGUACAUAAAACUAUCAAAGGGAAUCAUUUCAUAUAUGUUACUCAUGAAAGUGUGCAUACAAAUAUUUGUGUAUAUGCCUAUUUGAAUUUUGGCUAGUUAACUCAUCAUUUAUCUUUAUAAUGUGAACGUGCUUCAGAGUGCACUUUCUCCCAAACCUAUUUUAAGUUGUGUGAAUUUGGAGUAGUAAGAUUUAGUGGAAGCCACUUAUAAUUUAAAUUGGUGAUUUUGUUAUAUAUAGAGAUUUCUUAUGCAUCUGGACUUCUGCUUCCGUUUAAAUUUCUUGCUGAUAUUGUGGCAAGCCUCCAAAGUAGGUUUAUUUCAUAGAACAAAAAUUAAAAGUUAAAGAUUUGUCAUUUUAAUUUUACACGGUUACUAUAGUGAGAAUCCAUAUUAUAUUCUGGCAAAUUUAAGGACAUAUUGAGUCAUCUGAAACAGCUUUCCAGAAAAAAUGUGAUACUCAAAUGUUAGUUUCUCAAUUUAAUUUUUAUCAUUUAUAACAGAAAAUCUGAUAGAGAAUUGGAGCUAACAUUGUAAUGUUUUCGGUGGUGUUUGAAUUGAAUUAUAUAAUUGCACAUACAACUGAAAAGCUUUAGUAAUAAUUAUUUAGCAGUAUUUUUGUUGUCAUUUUACAUUAGGCAUAUUUGGAAGCUUUCCUGUUCUAGCAUCUAUAAGAAAUUAGAUUUAAGUAAUUAGAAUGAAGUUUUGAAGUUUUUGAGCUAAGUUAAUCUAAACCUUUAAAAGUCGACCGAUUGUGUUAAUAGUACAAAAAGUUGCCAAAGAAAAUUUACCAUGUACAAUUCAGCAAUAAGAUAGUUGUCCACAUUGUUGGGAAUAUUAGUAGUCUCUAGUAAUUUAGAAUUGGGCUUUAUCUGCUGAAAUUAGUUCUAGAUUAUUCCCUGCGAUGUAAAACUGAUUUGAGCAUGACCUGUUGGCUACCAUGAUACUUCCUUUUGUGAGUUUUGAAAAUCUAGAUACUGAAUUUUAUAUUUGGAAAGAUUAACUGCUCUGUUUGCAAGAGCAGAUUCUUUGAAAGUGUAAUUUUCCAAAAAAUAACACUUAAAGGAAAAUAAAACAUAGACAUGCCUAAUAAAGUAGGUUGGUUGGUUGUUUUGGUGAUGGUGUGUUUUUUAAUUUGGGUUUCCUUAUUCUAAGACAUACUGCUGAAAUAUUGUCUGUCUCAUUACAUAUUUUUGUUUCUUUGUCACUUAAAUUUAUAAUGUUACAGUAAAAUAAUGGAUUAAUAAAUGUUUUAUAGAUGCUUAAAAUUGAAUCUUCU
Condylura cristata (star-nosed mole) is the source of this 2408-nucleotide messenger RNA. It is a transcript of the gene TSNAX, whose product is annotated as translin-associated factor X. The record is from RefSeq and is a predicted model, not a curated record. The transcript has 6 exons. Gene Ontology annotation, cellular component: cytoplasm; nucleus. Gene Ontology annotation, molecular function: RNA endonuclease activity; RNA binding; sequence-specific DNA binding. Lineage: Eukaryota; Metazoa; Chordata; Mammalia; Eulipotyphla; Talpidae. Bases 119 to 991 code for a protein of 290 amino acids.